Anneissia japonica is the source of this 5704-nucleotide messenger RNA. RefSeq names its product low-density lipoprotein receptor-related protein 4-like. NCBI's taxonomy places the organism in Eukaryota, Metazoa, Echinodermata, Crinoidea, Comatulida, Comatulidae. The transcript has 19 exons. The coding region runs from base 197 to 3556 and encodes 1119 amino acids. Gene Ontology annotation, molecular function: protein kinase activity; calcium ion binding; ATP binding. Gene Ontology annotation, biological process: protein phosphorylation. The record is from RefSeq and is a predicted model, not a curated record.
CGCACUAAAACUGCACGAUCAAUUUUGAGAUUAAAUAGUAAACGUUAUUGUUUAGAAGCCAUUGACAUUCAUCAUAUUUCUAUUCGAGUUUCAUGGCACAGACGUUUCUAACGUCAUUGCAAGUUGCCUCACUUCUCGUAAUUAAUGUUUCCCAAGAAUGAUUCUUUAGCAUUUUAUUACUUUUGAGACUGAUAUAAUGGGUGAAUUCAAGUUAUUUAAGCGUGCUAUAUUAUUGGAACUAUUUGGAUGCAUAUGUAUCUACUUUGUGGCAGGUGAUUUUGUACUGGUUGCAGAACGUAUAUCAGUGUUCAAUGCGUCGUUUGAUAAGUAUAUCAAUGAAACCUUAAUUUUUGAGCAGAUUCCAUUAAAUCCAGCUCCAAAAUCAGUGAAGACAGUUGAGUUUGAUCCCAAAGAAAGGAAACUUUUUUGGUCGGAUAUAGAAAAGAAUGAGAUACGUAGGUCAAAUAUGGAUGGUUCUGGCCAGGAAGUUGUAUUUUCAAACGUGUCAUUGUCUACAUUUGUUAUCGAUGUGGUGAAUCGUAAUAUAUAUUGGUCAGAUCUAAAGUGCAGUUGUAUAAAAAUUGCAGGCUUAGCUACGAUGAUCGAUUCUACACUGAUUAACGACAUGACGAAGCCAUCUGGAAUUGCCAUUGACAUAGACAGCAAUUACAUUUACUGGACAGAUAUCGUCGUUGGCGUUGGCCAAUCAAAAAUUGGAAGAGCCCGCAUGUCAGAUGGUAGUGGCGUAGAAAUACUGGUAGACAGUGAUUUAACAACUCCAACAGCCAUUGCAAUCGAUAAAGAAGAAAGCAAACUUUAUUGGUGUGACGAAUCUGGUAAAAUUGAAUUUUCUGAUGUUGAUGGUAAAAACCGGCGCACUUUGAUCACUGCGUUCACCGCAGCACACUACCCAGUGGAUGUCAAACUUCAUGGAACGUAUGUAUAUUGGACUCAGCAAGGAAGUCCAGAACUUAUGCGUGCACAGAAGGCGACCGGAGGCAAUAUUGAAGACAUCAGUGAAUCAAUCUUUUCUCAUGCUAGGAGUCUAUAUAUAUUCACACGGAUUAAUUUUUGUAUUAGUGAUCCGUGUCAAAAUGGAGCUACAUGUGUCAACGAAGUAGCUGGCUAUGAAUGUGUUUGUAAACUAGGAUACACAGGAAAGUAUUGCGAACGAGGUGAUUUCAUUCUUAUUGGUGACACUGCGAACUCAGCAAUACUUAUAUCCAACAUAGGGCUAGAUAACAGUAUGUUAGAUUUCGAAGUGAUAGAUAUUGAGCCACAACCCGAAUCCCCCACCAGUGUCCAAUACGACUACAUCGAUAACAAAGUAUAUUGGGUCGAUUCAGCGAGGAAAGAAAUCAACCGUGCAGACUUAGACGGAAUGAAUUUUGAAAACGUCCUCACAGUAACGGAUGGAAAUACUCCCGUAGAUAUAUCACUUGAUGUUGUAAAUCGAAAACUGUAUUGGACAAGUAAUGGAUUACAAGACCGCAUCGAAGUUAUCAAUUUCGAUGGUACUGACCAACGGCUCCUGAUGGCAAACGAUACAGAAUACCCAGUAUCUAUCGUGAUUGACUUUGAGGACGGGCUCAUGUAUUGGAGUGACAGGGGCGAGAGUUCGAAGAUUGAGCGAGCUGAUCUAGACGGCUCGGAUCGUGAACCUUUCAUCUCAGUCGGAUUGACAGAUGCGCAUUCAUUGGCAAUAGAUCCAAUUGACCGUAGAUUAUAUUGGAUAGAAGACGCUUACAAACGCAUACAAUACAUCUCGCUUGGUGGGGAAUCUAAAAACCAGAACACGUUGUUGAAUUUAAAGCCCUAUUCCAGCAACUCUGACCUCGCCAUAUAUGGACCAUAUGUUUAUUGGAUAGAGAGUGACAGAAUAUUAAGGGCACCACUUGAUGUUGAUGACGUGACCGAGAAUAAAGUUUUUGAAGAAUCGGGAUCAUUCGUUAGAUUUACUUGUAUGUUUAUUCAGACAAAUAUAGACGAGUGCGCAAGUGACCCAUGUGUGAAUGGUGGAUCAUGCGUGGAUGGCUGGUCAGGCUACACAUGUGAAUGCGCGUUUGGGUACUCUGGCGUCAUCUGCGAGGAAGCCCUUCCUACAACUGUUUCGUCUAAGAGCAGUCCCGACCCUAUCAGCACACUUCUGACCAAUCAAGCAUCAGUAACCAAACCACCACCAGACAAAGCUAUUCAAUCAAAACUCUUGGCAGGUAUCAUCAUUGCAUCGCUUGCCAGUGUCGGUCUUUUGAUACUGUGCGCCUUGCUGCUUUUUUGGUUCAGAAAGAAACGACGUCAAAAGGAAAUUACUAUAACCAGUGUAAAUGAACGGGAUAUGGAAAUGUUGCUCCCAUCACGCAUUGAGCCAGAUAUUAAAUUCAAAAGGCAUGAAAUUAAACCAGACGAAAGCCUUGAUUGGGAUCAGCGCGUUCUGAUUGGUGGAGGUCGGUUUGGUCAGGUGUUCUCGUGCACCUUAACAACAGGACAUAGCGAGAUUCCCGUUGCCGUAAAGACACCUCUAGAAACGUCGUCUGCUGCCGAGAAAGAAGACUUCAAGGCUGAAAUAGACCUGAUGAUCCAACUGGGAAACCACCACAAUGUCCUCGGUAUUUUGAGAUGCAAGACGACUAACGACCCAUUAUUAAUGAUCACUGAGUACAUGAAAUACGGCAACCUGCUCACUUUCCUGCGCAAUUCUGCUCAGAUGAAAAAAGAUGGAUUUUUUGGUGAUUCAGUGUUCGAUGUUGGUCUUGCGGAGCUGUACAGUAUAAGUCGACAAAUAGCAUCUGGAAUGGAAUACGUCUCUGAAAAAAAAGUAGUCCAUGGUGAUUUAGCUGCUAGAAAUAUUUUGAUCGGAGAAGGUUUGAUUGUAAAAGUUGCUGACUUCGGACUUGGACAGGAUGUUUACGAAAGAGGCUACAUCAAAGUUUCCGGUGGAGAGGUACCUUUGAAAUGGUACAGUCUGGAGACGAUAUUUGAAAAGCGAAUGUCAUCAGAAAGUGAUGUAUGGUCUUUUGGAGUUGUCUUAUACGAGAUAUUCACGUAUGGCAAGACUCCAUAUCCUGACGUCAUUGUAGACAUCCUCCCGAAGAAACUACAACGUGGGUACAGAAUGAAACAGCCAGAGAACUGUCCACCUGAAGUGUAUUCCUUAAUGAAGAGGUGUUGGAAAAAGUCACCCGACAAGCGACCUACCUUUGAGAACAUAUACAAAGAAUUUGACAGCUUGUUGGCAAGUGUGACACUCGCAAAACAUGACUACUUACCAAUGGAAAACAUCAAAUUGGUAGAUGAAGAGUCAAAAGAAAAUGCGUAUAUGAAGAAUAUAGAGAGCAAUUAUGAAAAUUCUGCAUCGUCUUCAAACCAAAACCUAUACGAGACACCCAUACAACCUUCCGACAUAUAUGUGACACCUAACUCCUCUUCCCCCAAUAUUUACAUGUCCUGUGUACCAGACCUGGCGACCCAGAUUUCAAAUGUAUCCAAUCAAUCCAAUCCUUACCAAAUUCCAAAGUAUCAGUCUCAAGAUAUGAACGAGGAAUUGGAAAAUGAGUAAAUUUAACUGUUAAUAAGCGAGGACAUGUUGUAAGAAAAAGAAUGACGCUAAUGCAAGUGUUGUGAUAAAUAUAUAUAUGCGAUAAUAACAUUCCAAUAGCAACUCUCCUUACGAUUAAAAGAUCUGUAUAUAUUUUAGUUAGCAUAUUGCACACAUUUUCAAUGAAACUGGCUACAUGAACUUGCCAAAGUAGACUAUUUCCAUCAUGUGAGUAAUGUCAAGGAACUAAUCAGUGGUCAGGAAUAUACAUCUUGUGACCACCAUGCAACAAGACAUGGUUAAGAUGACGGCCACAAAAUUGCUUGAUUCAAGUCAUGCUGCUGAAUUUAAUUGAUAGAGACACUGACUGAUACACUACAUUUUCUUACCACAUUUGAAAAUAUUUGAUAACUGUAAAUAAUGCAUUUCACAAAUUUCAAAACUAAACUUGAUAUUUAAUAGAUUUAUAUUUAAAAGCUUAAAUUAGGCUAAUUAGUAAGUUAUGCUAGGGAGGCCUAGGAAAUGCCCUUACUUACAAAUACCCUCCUUUUUAUUUUGUUUUUGUCUUGAGCAAGGGAGGAGAUCCAAUUUUGGCUUUAGUUGGAGAGCCUUACAUGCAUUCUUUUUUUCUGUUUUUUAAAAAUUUUAUAAUGUUAGAGCAGCAACCGAUACAUCAUCUUGUUCUUAAAAAAAAUUGCAAAAAGUUUCUGAACAGAAUAUAUAUCUACCUUAUGCACUGGCCAUACCAUCAUGGUGGUGACAAAUAUCUGAUAUGUCUAUAAUAAAAUAAAUAAUGUCAUAUCCCUCUAAUAUAUGAUAAAGAUUACAUUUUCUGACAGAUCUUGAUAAUAAUGUGGACAGACCAUUACAAUUUCAUGUUUUCUGUCUCAUACUUUUCUUGACAUCCUUAGAAUAAAAGAUACCUAUGGUAGAGAAUUCUUAUUUAAGGUUAGAAUUAAUAAUGAACCUAUAUUAAUUUUGUAUGUAUAUAAAGGUUUUCUUAAUUUAAUAGUGAAAGCAUUUUUACUCUUUUGAAUUUAUAAGUUCAUAAGCAAUCCUAUUAAAUUAGUUAAUAUGAUAUUUAUAACUUUCAAGGUAACAGUUGUAAAAACAAAAUACAUUUUCAGUGAUUAUGUCUACUUCAACAAUCUUUAUUUUAUUUUUUUGCCAGAAAUUUAACAGUACUGUACUAGUAGACUAUAGGAAUGGUACCAUUUAAAGUUAACAUGAGUUAAUUGCCGAAGACUUGCUCUAAAAUUUAGCUGAAAUCUCAUAAACUAUUUAAAGAUUCUUUGUCUAAUUGUGGUAUUCAUUUAUUGAAAAUAAAUUUUAUAAAUACAGUUUAUAUUAUACUUAAGUGACAGCAUAUAGUUAACUAAUUACUGAAGUAAAUGUAAUUAUAAUGAUUUGAUAUUAAAAAUUGUCUUUCUUUUCCAUUUCAACCAUUUAUUCUGUUUUGAAGAAUGUUAUGCACUAUACAAGCAUUUUUACUCUUUAGAAUUUAUAAGUUCAAAAGCAAUCCUAACUGUUUUGCAAUAUUUCAAUUUGAAUUUCAAAACAAGACAAACUGUGUCAAAAUAAGAGCCAGAGUCAUCAUGCCUCAAAAUAUCACCUAUAUCAAGAGUAUAUGUACAUAAGUAGAAUUUUCACAGAUUCUAUAUAUUUAUAUACAACUAUUACUAUUGGUAGAAAUCUUCACUGGUUAAGUUCAUACAUUAUAAAAAUGUUCAAUUUCAUAAAAAUAAGUUAUGCUUUGUCAAAGUAGACUGUCAGCAUCAUCAGUUUAUAUGAGGCUUGAUGUUGUAGCUACAUUUUUACUUUCUUCAGUUCAUAAUUUAGUCUGGUACCACCAUUGUUAAAGCAGAAUAAGCUCCCCCACCCCCCUUUAUAUAGGUGGUUGAGACAAUGCUGUUGUAACUGUUGAAGUUACAACUGUACUGAUAAUUAUAACUGGCAUUUAACAAAAGCAUGAAGGAAAGAAAAAGUAAGCAUACAGUACCUUGGUUUUAUCAAAACUUCAUAAUAAUAAUAAUAACUACUAACACAUACUGACUACUUUCUUUAUGUUUCUUCUAAAAUAAAGCAUAAAAGAGGGUAAACAUAACCUCAAAGUAGGUGAUAGAAUGCAUAUAUAUAUUAAAUGUACACUUAAAAGUCAUUUCCCAUAUA